Molecule: messenger RNA, 3114 nt
Organism: Salvia splendens (bonfire salvia)
Lineage: Eukaryota; Viridiplantae; Streptophyta; Magnoliopsida; Lamiales; Lamiaceae
Product: probable leucine-rich repeat receptor-like serine/threonine-protein kinase At3g14840
Exons: 24
Coding region: 33-2954 (973 amino acids)
Biological process (GO): protein phosphorylation
Molecular function (GO): protein kinase activity; ATP binding; protein binding
Source: RefSeq, a predicted model, not a curated record
AUUACAAAAUCUUACAACAUAUUGAUACAAGAAUGUUGUUGGUAUUGAUUUGGUUUCUGGGGUUUGCUAAUUAUGUGACAUCAGCUUGUUUGCCUGCUCAAGAAUUGAAUGCCUUGUCGGUGGUAGCAAGGAAAUUGGGGAAGAGGGAUUGGAAUUUCGUUGGCGUAGUUGAUCCAUGCACCAAAGAGCUCCCAUGGUGGGAUGCUAGUGUUAUUGAUGGAAAGGGAGUAAAAUGCAACUCCACCUCACCUGGGAAUGAUACUACCACUUGUCAUAUUACUGAGAUAAUUUUGAAGAAAGAGAAUCUUAAUGGGUCACUUCCAAAGGAGCUGGUUGGACUUCCCUUCCUACAAGUCCUUGACCUUACUCGGAACUACCUGAAUGGCACUCUUCCUCCAGAAUGGGGUUCCAUGGAAUUCCUUCGAAAAAUUUCUGUUCUCGGGAACCGUCUCACCGGUCCAAUUCCACCAGAAUAUGGCAAAAUGACAGCUCUUGAAGAACUGGUUUUGGAGGCUAAUCAGUUUGCAGGAAAUAUACCUGGGGAGUUUGGGGAUCUUCCUCGAUUGAAAAAACUCCAGCUUGCUUCCAACAAUUUCACCGGAGAGUUAUCCCCAAACCUAGCAAAAAUUACCACUUUGGUAGAGUUUCGAAUUAGUGACAACAACUUCACAGGAAGCAUACCAAGUUUUAUCCUGAAAUGGGGAAACAUCACAAGACUGGAGAUUCAGGCUAGUGGUCUUAGUGGACCGAUUCCUUCCAACUUUACUUCUCUAACCAAGUUAAAUGACCUAAGAAUCAGUGACCUCAACGGGAGUCAAUCGAAUUUCCCCAAUCUUGCUAUUUCUACUAGCUGGAAACAAGUGAUAUUAAGGAGUUGCAAUAUUGUGGGGGAACUACCUCCUUAUAUUGCACAACUGGCAAUCAACGAUUCUCUAGAUCUGAGUUUCAAUAAAUUAACAGGGCAGAUUCCUCGAGCUCUUGGUGGUCAAAGUGGAGACAUCUACCUGACUGGGAACUUCCUUAACGGGACGGUGCCACAAUUGAAGGAAGGUAAAGGAAACAUCGAUCUAUCCUACAACAACUUCACAAGUUGCACGGCAAACAGCCUAAAAUUGUCUGGCAACUCAAAUGGACAUACCAAUGGUACUUUCUAUUGUGUAAAUCCGAUGUGCAAGCCAAAUGAUUUCCACUCUUUCUAUAUAAACUGUGGAAGCAAGGAAAAUGUUGGUAAAUAUGAAGCAGAUUACUUUACUGGAAACUUCUACCAAGGUAAAAACUGGGGAUUCAACAGCACUGGCAAGUUUUGGAAUACUGAUAAAUAUGGAAAUAGUAAUCUUCGAGAAGGCCAGUCAAGCAUUUCAGGGCCGGAAUCUAAGCUGUACUCAACAGCACGCCUGUCCCCCCUCUCAUUGACUUAUUAUGGAUUUUGUUUGAGAAAUGGAAACUACACAGUGAAACUCCACUUUGCGGAAAUCAUGUUUACUGACGACAAAACUUACGGAAGCCUUGGAAGGCGUGUUUUUGAUAUUUAUAUUCAGGGAAAUCUGGUUGAAAAGGAUUUCAACAUUGAGAAUGCAGCAGGUGGAGUAAAUAAUCCAAAAACAAUGCCCUAUCAUGCAAUUGUUGGUGAUCACACCUUGGAGAUCCGCUUCUAUUGGGCUGGAAAAGGAACAACUGUUCUUCCUGAGAGAUCUGUAUAUGGUCCUCUCAUUUCAGCCAUAUCUGUCGUACAUGCUACGUAUAAGCCUGGGAGCAUCUCGACAGGAGCUAAAGUUGGUAUUGCGAUGGCAGCUAUUUGCGCACUCGUGUUGCUUGUGGCUGUUAUGAGGUUGAAGGGCUGUUUGGGGGUCAAACACUCGAUGUAUCAUGAUUUGAAGGGACUUGACCUUCGGACGGGGAAAUUUACUCUAAGGCAAAUCAGAGCGGCCACAAACAAUUUUGAUCCUGCAAAUAAGAUUGGCGAAGGUGGAUUUGGUCCUGUUUACAAGGGUGUUCUGUUAGAUAAAACAAUCAUCGCUGUGAAACAACUUUCUUCCAAAUCAAAGCAAGGUAACCGCGAAUUCAUAAACGAAAUAGGCAUGAUUUCCGCCUUACAACAUCCUCAUCUCGUUAAGUUGUAUGGAUGCUGCAUCGAAGGCAACCAGUUGUUGCUUGUCUAUGAGUAUCUGGAAAACAAUAGCCUUGCUCGUGCAUUAUUUGGCCCAGAAGAACACAAAUUGCAUUUGGAUUGGCCAAUGAGGCAAAAGAUCUGCAUUGGGAUAGCAAGAGGAUUGGCUUACCUCCACGAGGAAUCGAGGCUGAAAAUCGUCCAUCGCGAUAUCAAGGCUACUAACGUGCUUCUUGACAAAAACCUAGUCCCUAAAAUAUCUGAUUUUGGGCUUGCUAAGCUGGAUGAAGAAGACAACACCCACAUAAGCACGCGCAUUGCUGGAACUUUUGGAUACAUGGCACCCGAAUAUGCAAUGCGAGGAUAUUUGACUGAUAAAGCCGACGUGUACAGCUUCGGAAUUGUUGUUUUGGAAAUUAUCAGUGGGAGGAGCAACAGUAGCAUCAGGCCUAAGGAGGAUAGCUUUUAUCUUCUUGACUGGGCUAAUUCCUUGAAGGCGAGAGGACACCUGUUGGAGCUAGUCGACCGGAGAUUAGAGUCGAGCUUCAACAAGGAAGAGAUCACUAGAGCUAUCAAUGUGGCGCUCAUAUGCACGAACGUUGUAGCUGCGGAAAGGCCGAGUAUGUCAGCUGUAGUCAGCAUACUCGAGGGGAAAGAUGGCGUUCCAAAGUUUGUUUCUGAGUCGAGCUUUUCAGCUGGUAAGACGAAACCCGAUGAAGUGGAAAUGGGUGCAUUUGAGAGUGAGGUUGUUUCCGCGGAUGCGCCGUGGAGUGGUUCUUCAACUUCUGCUGCUGAUCUCUACCCAGUUGCCCCUGAUACAAACUACUGGGUGAAAAGAGGUUCUUAGAGGUAACUUUUACUGUAAAAUAAAACUAGUAGUACUAUCUUGUUUAGUUUGUGAAAGAAGAUAUAGAAAGUUGCCUAUUUAUUUGUCAUAUUUGCCUGUACAAGUAUUGAAUGGAUGACUUAUACAGUGAUUAAACUGUAGUACUAUGAUAAGUUGCCUA